AUGGUUGAGAUGUAUGGUCCGGCUGUGGUGGCCGACAUCCCGACGAGGAUUUCCUGGAGAGAAGAAAUAACGGCGAGAGGGACGCCUUCGUUUUCUCAACGUGGAAAGUUGAGGGCUCAAACUGGUUGGCUGUUUAAAGGUAUUGAUGAAAGCUCGGUUUGGAAUUGGACCGUAGCUGUGGGCACAUAUGCUCUGAAUCUUAAGGAGUAUGACAUUGCCAAGCAACUGAGAAACAAGCUGAUUGAGAACAGUGUCGGUGAAUACUUCUCAAUGGCCCGAGCAGCGAGCAGUGCUGGUGAAUACUUCUCAACAAGGGUUCAGGGUUUUUUUUUUCUCUCGUUCUCAUUCUACCGCGCCGCUCUGUCUGUCUUCUGUUCUCCUCGCCCCAUAUCCUCUUCUCAAAUUCAUCGAACCGACCAACCCCACGCCACCAGGCACCACCGCACGUCCGCACCAGCCACUGUCCUCCUCUCCUCCGACCGACACAGUCCUGACGCAAAGCCUCGGUUCAAAGGCUUCGCAAUCGCGCCUCCCCGUCUUCAAGAUACCGCCUCCGACGCCUCGCCGUCUCCGACACAUCGCGCGGCCCCCACCUACUUGACGCCGGCUCCACUUUGCAGAUUUGAAAGAAUUCACUUGGCACCUUUGACUAAGAGGCAGUGCUUCUUGUUGAUUGUUGCAGGAUCUUUAUCACGCUUUUUCUUAGAUCACUUGUUUGAGAGUUUUCAUGUCUUGAUAUACCUGUACCUCUUAGAAGCUCUGUCAAAGUACUUCUUCUGUAUGGAAAAUGGACAUUCUUCAAUGUAUACAUGGAUAUUGAGCACCGGUUGGUGGAAAAAUCGAGCUCCAAUUGAUCCAGAUGCAUUAUAG
This is a messenger RNA of Striga asiatica, 870 nucleotides long. NCBI's taxonomy places the organism in Eukaryota, Viridiplantae, Streptophyta, Magnoliopsida, Lamiales, Orobanchaceae. The record is from the annotation of a GenBank genome assembly.